AUGGCGGAAUCUUUGCCUGGAACUUCUUCAACUCCAGCAAAAACUCCUUCAAAAGAUGAAACUGAUCUUGAAUUGUUAUACCUAAGUUUCAGCCGUAAUUUAGAUAGAUUAACUACUGCUGGUAAUUAUGGUUUCACUGUAUAUAGAACAAUGGAUAAUGAAACACCACGUAUGUACUAUGAACUUUGUCGACGACCACUUCAAAAAGAGUAUACGCUAAUUAUCAAUGAUGUCAUCCUGAUUGAAUGCUUUCCUCCGAUACAUAAAUAUGCAGUGGUAUUAGGCAAAUUUCCAUGUGCAUUACAUUUCUAUGAUAUAACACGUAAUUCAUGUACCGGUAUAACUCAUUUUCCGGGACGAAUUCUUAGCAUAAAAUCAUGUUCACAGAGUAGCUUUGCUGAUCUUCAAUAUUAUGAUGAUAUUGUAUAUCUUAAAACUCCACCCAAUUUUUCGGUUCUUAUGGAUUUAACGGGUGAAGAAAGACCCCAGAUUGCUUAUCCGGAUUCUUCUACCACAGGUUUUGUUGCUAUACACGAUAUUUGCUCUCAUUUACAUGCAAAAAAAUUGAUAAAUGCUCAUAAUCAUCCGAUAGCAGCGUUAUGUUUAAACAAUGAUGCGACAAUGGUCGCAACAGCAUCAAAUAUUGCUACAGUAAUUCGUAUUCAUAAUGUGCGCAGAUGUGAAUGUAUUUUUGUGUUUCGCCGAGGAAUAGCUCGGUCUGUAACCGUACAUUCAAUGGCCUUUAGUGCUGAUUCCAGAUUCCUUUGUUUAACCAGUAAUACGGAAACCAUUCAUGUAUUUAAACUUGAAGGAACUUUACCAAAACUCCUUCUACUGGAAGAUGAAGUAGCACUGCAAAUAGAAGAACGGACAGCACCGCCUCAACCCUUUCGUUGGAGUGAUUAUUUAGCUGGGUCUAGUCGUGCUGCAGCGGAAUAUUUAGCACCAACGAGAGAUUUUGCUUCAGCAAUUUUACCGGAGAUUGGAAAUUUGAAUGUAGCUGGUUUAAAAAAGAUUGGCGGUAGAUUGCAUCUAUUAGCAGCUACUUCUACCAGGAAAUUCUUCUCAUUUGAAAUCAGCGAAGAAGGGGGCAUUGCUAAAUUGAUAAAUAAUGGUGGAAAGCUUAGUACUAAGGUAUAUCCUUGA
Molecule: messenger RNA, 1146 nt
Organism: Loa loa (African eye worm)
Lineage: Eukaryota; Metazoa; Nematoda; Chromadorea; Rhabditida; Onchocercidae
Exons: 8
Coding region: 1-1146 (381 amino acids)
Biological process (GO): nucleophagy; autophagy of mitochondrion; protein localization to phagophore assembly site
Cellular component (GO): cytosol; phagophore assembly site membrane; extrinsic component of membrane
Molecular function (GO): protein binding; phosphatidylinositol-3-phosphate binding; phosphatidylinositol-3,5-bisphosphate binding
Source: RefSeq, a predicted model, not a curated record